Messenger RNA from Acanthaster planci (crown-of-thorns starfish), 2998 nucleotides. It is a transcript of the gene ube2z, whose product is annotated as ubiquitin conjugating enzyme E2 Z. The record is from RefSeq and is a predicted model, not a curated record. Lineage: Eukaryota; Metazoa; Echinodermata; Asteroidea; Valvatida; Acanthasteridae. Gene Ontology annotation, cellular component: nucleus. Gene Ontology annotation, molecular function: cysteine-type endopeptidase inhibitor activity. Gene Ontology annotation, biological process: negative regulation of apoptotic process.
UAGCAGUACGGCUUCGUGGGAUCCAUCUGCAAGCCGUGAUUGGGAUGAUCAAAAGCCCACCCAGCAGUGUAUUUUAAGAAUUAAACGACCCCCUGACUGAUUUACCAGAUGGAUGGCAAGGAGAAGCCAAAGAUGUAAUGAAAUGGCCUCCAACAAGUUUUACUGAAGUUGCAAAUCAUCUGUUGAUCCCAGCUCAUAAAAGCAGCAGUCAUUCAGAGACACAGGCGAGAUCCCUUCGUCGGAGCCUGCUUACAGAUUACAAGGAAGGAAAAGCAUGCAGCUAUUUUGAUACAAAAUGGCUGAAGGAGGUUUUCUACCACCAUAUCUCGAAUGACUCCGUGGUGUACUUUCUGAAAGCGUAGUGCACACCUUCACAAAGUGUAUAUCACACACCCCACACAGCAUGGGUGUGCGUUGAAACGUUGAGUGGGAAAAUCCAUUCUUGCCUACUGCACUUGUCACGCAGGAAUGGGCUCAACAUGCAAUCAUGUUGCGGCUUUGCUCUUCAAGCUUGACUUUGCAUACCAGCGAGGUUGGACAUCAAGGUCUUGCACAUCACUACCGAGUGAAUGAAACACAUUCAAUGGUCCUUCCUCUCCAGACAUCAGUGACAUUCUAGAAGGAAAACUCGUUUCUGAGAUGAAUUGGCAUAACCUCACGAUGAGAAGAGUGAUAUGUUCUCAUCAGGAAACGAUAAAUCCACCAGAACGGCAGCUUUUUGACCCACAAAACACCUGGCAGCAGCGAGCCCUGAAGAUGCCCUGAGACGUUUCACUUCAGCCAUUUAUGGAAAUACACCAGUGGUGAGUGAGGUACAAUGACAUGUAGUUGUGAUCUUACUAAUAACUGGUAGCAUCAGUCCAUACAGUUCACCACUAAAGAUAUUGGCAUGGGAUCCAACGGACACAAUUUGCAGCUCGAGUCCGUAAUGAGCCUCUUCAUCACUGCCUCAGUGAGCGAGACAUCAUGAAUAUCUAUGCAGAACCUCCACCUGGUAUGUGUGUUGUGCCAGAAGAGGACAUUACAAAGGUACAUGCCUUGAUAACGGGUCCAUUUGACACUCCUUAUGAAGGAGGGUUCUUCCAUUUCCUGAUAAGAUUUCCACCAGAUUACCCAAUAAGACCACCACGUGUAAAGCUUGUCACUACCGGGGAAGGAAAAGUCCGUUUUAAUCCAAAUUUGUAUCGAAAUGGCAAGGUCUGCCUAAGUAUUCUUGGUACAUGGACAGGUCCAGCAUGGAGCCCAGCCCAGUCUCUGUCCAGUGUGUUGAUCUCUAUCCAGUCACUUAUGAAUGACAAGCCGUACCACAAUGAACCUGGAUUUGAACAGGAACGACAGCCAGGUGACUGUGAGCGUUACAAUGACUGCAUUCGUCAUGAAACCAUAAGAGUAGCUGUUUGCGACAUGUUAGAAAGGGAAAAUCCAGUGAUGCCAAAAACACUCGGAGAGGUGAUGAAGAAAUCUUUUCCAGAAUUUUAUGAGUACUACAUGAGUACAGUGACAGAGAAGUUACAUCUGACUGGUCUCAGCAUGCAGGAUCCUUAUGGUGAAAGAAGAGGAAAGUUCCAGUAUAACACUUUAAAAUUGAGUUUGGAGAAGAUUAAACAACGAUUGGAAGCAGAAGAGGCUAUAAACAAAGCAUCGGAUGCAGACUCCAGUGGUACUUCUGACAAUGAGAUGGACACAUCAACACCUUGUUCUGUCAGAUGAAGUAUCUUAAUCAUUUAUCUCUGUUGGGAAGUGUUACCUAAAUUGUCUGUGAUGAAUGGAGUAACCGGCUUAGAAGACAUGCUGGAACCAGUUUAUUCUCAUGACUGUUGCAUGAAUACCAGUACAUAUUCUUACCAUAUUAGACUGUCUUUUCAAUUUCUAUUGUAGCAGGGGAAAAAAUGGACUGUUCUGAUACAGAAGUACCAGUCCUAACUCGGCCAGGAUGGACCAACUGAAGUGGGGAGUGGAAAGAGUUGGCCCCACUUUGAAUUACCUAGAGAAGCAGAUAUGUAUUAAUUAACCCCAUACAACUUCAACAGAAACAGUAUAUGAUAAUAUAUGACUUCUGCUAAUGCACACAUACAUGUACUUGGCUUUCUGCAUAUACUUUGAAAGAGUCAUCUAUGUUGCAUCCUAUGGAAUAACUGGGGUGAAAUUUAUGGGCUGUGAGCACCUGGGAUGCAAGUAUUGUAUCGUGGGGUUGCUAAAAGCAAAUAAACUGUGGUUUGUAUACAGUUGUUCAAGAUUUUAAAUCAGGGGUAGGGGAGGGCGGAGGGAUGGACAUUUGCAUGGAAACUUGUCUCUGCCCUUCUCCACCGUCGGCCAUAGCCCUGAAAAUAGUGUCGAUCACUAUGUUCAUGUCAACUCCCUUGUUUAAAAACAUGACUUGUAGGUGAUCAAGCAUCCCACCAAACAACAUCAGCCAAGCAUCACUGUUUCUGAAUGGUAAAAUCAAAUCAAAUCCCUGAUCAUAACCGAUUUAGAAGUUUACAGUACCAACUUUAGAAAUACAAAUUUAAAAAUAGCAUAGUUGUAUGCAGUGUCAAAAGUGGACAACCCAUUUUCUCAUGUUCUGCUUGUAGAUUUUGGACUUUGCGUAAAGCAUUUUCAAAAAACGCAAUUUUCCACUUGGAGAAAUUUGGAUUUUACUCUAACAACUCUCGUGGCACAUCAAAAGUCGACAGCUAAAAACUUCAAAAUCCCACUGGUAAAAGUAUUGUCAUGCUCGAAAAGUGGACAACCCAUUUUCUUAUUUUCUGAUGGUAGGAAUUUGCGUAAAGCAAUUUCAAGAACUCGCUUUUCUGCCAGCAAAAAAUUAGAUUUUACUUCAAGAAGUCUUCGUAACGCGUCAAAAGUAGACAGCUAAAAAGUUCUAACUUCUGCUAGCAAAUUUAUUCGAUGCUCCUAAAGAGAAAGACUUGAAUGAUAAGUAGUAAAUUAAAUCUUUGAUGUCAUAUCAGUGACCGACUGGUGUACUGGCUGAAAGAUUUAUUUUUGUCGUGGAUAU